GAGAACACAAGCACCGCUGCGCCUUCCUGAGAGGCAGGCUGAGCGAGGGUAACCGCCGACAGCGGGAGCCCGGCCUGAGCGGAUGCGCAGCGAGGACCGGGGCUCUGACCGCACCGCCCCUGGCUGGGCCCCGCCCCGGGAGCGCAGGCCCCGCCCCUUCCGCCCGGCCUGCCUGAAAUAAUUGCUGAUAAGGCCUCUGUAGCCAUGGCUAGUUCUGAUGUGAAACCAAAAUCAAUAAGUCGUGCCAAGAAAUGGUCAGAAGAAAUAGAAAAUUUGUACAGAUUUCAACAAGCAGGAUAUCGGGAUGAAAUUGAAUAUAAACAAGUGAAACAAGUUGCAAUGGUGGACCGUUGGCCGGAGACAGGCUACGUGAAGAAACUUCAGCGAAGGGACAAUACUUUCUACUACUACAACAAACAGAGGGAGUGUGAGGACAAGGAGGUCCACAAAGUGAAAGUUUAUGCAUACUGACCCUUUCAUUUCUUCGGUUUGGCAAUGCUACUGUAAGAAUUCAUUGUUUACAUUUCCAUCAUGUAAAUGUCAUUUUACGAAACAAUUCAGGAUUCUGUCUUUAAUUCAUAAUGUCUUGCAACAUGAACA
Molecule: messenger RNA, 600 nt
Organism: Meriones unguiculatus (Mongolian gerbil)
Lineage: Eukaryota; Metazoa; Chordata; Mammalia; Rodentia; Muridae
Gene: Meig1
Product: meiosis/spermiogenesis associated 1
Exons: 3
Coding region: 205-471 (88 amino acids)
Cellular component (GO): nucleus
Source: RefSeq, a predicted model, not a curated record